Arthroderma uncinatum is the source of this 2547-nucleotide messenger RNA. RefSeq lists its product as uncharacterized. The transcript has 4 exons. Gene Ontology annotation, cellular component: cytosol. The record is from RefSeq and is a predicted model, not a curated record. The coding region runs from base 1 to 2547 and encodes 848 amino acids. Gene Ontology annotation, biological process: TOR signaling. NCBI's taxonomy places the organism in Eukaryota, Fungi, Ascomycota, Eurotiomycetes, Onygenales, Arthrodermataceae.
AUGGCUUCUUCAAACGGGACUCAGUCGAGCUUCCCCUCACCAGAGGCCACGCCCCCAAGCUCGAUAACAAGAAAGGGCUUCAAAAUAAGUACCCAGAAACUACCAAUCCUUAAAGCUGGCCCAAUCGAUGAGAUGACGAGCAAGCUGGGCAUUGCGCCGCCUGAAAUGAUAUUUGGGGAUAACAUGGUUUCUAUCGAACAUAUACCAACCGGGUGGGGCAUUUCCUUUAAUGCAUUUGAUGCCCUGGAUCGCGUGGAUAAAACAGGAGCCUCGAUGCUCAAAGUGUCGUAUUCUGGCGAGUGGCAGAAGAGCAGAGAAACUGCCCACGAGGGCAUAAAAGAAGUGGUUAAGCCGUUCGACUGGUCAUAUACCACUGACUAUAAGGGCACUCUUACGCCGAACGGUCAUGAAUUUGAGCCGUCGUCUAGCCCCAUCCCGAUAGAGCAGCUGAAGCGGCCAGACCCGAUUCUUUUUUACGAUGACAUCAUGCUUUAUGAGGAUGAACUAGCAGAUAACGGAAUCACGAUGCUAUCAUGCAAGAUUCGCGUCAUGCCGACCUGUCUUCUCCUGCUCACUAGAUUAUUUAUGCGAUUAGAUAAUGUCCUUUUCCGGCUGCGGGAUACCCGUGUGUUCGUCGAUUUUGACACUGGUGAAGUGGUGCGGGAGUAUCUUGCGAAGGAGUGCGAGUACGAUAAAGUCCGGGAGGUGAUCGGUGGCUCUCGCAAAGACGUCCCAGCUAUGAUGCGGGAUCCGAACCACCUUGCGCAGCUAUUACCCAUCGUGGAGAGCAGUUUAGAACGAGUGGCCAUCGUCGUCAACAAGAUGCCUCGACCAGCUGCGAAGCGAGCUCGGGUCACUCGCAACGAUAACCCUCCUCCUCCCGCACCGCCCGCCAAAUCGAGUGCUACGCGCGGUAGGAAAGGAAGAAAGGUCUCUGGGAGGCAGUCUAAGGGUUCCGCGACGAAGUCCAAUACCACACCGAGAUCCAGAUUUGAUAUAAGCGGCGGAGCUGAGCUUUCCGAGGCCGAGGGACAAAGCGAUGAACUGCAAGGCCAGAGUCCAGGGAUGAUACGGAGAGAUCGCGAAAGAGGAAUGGCAAGCAGCCAAACUCCUGUUAGGGACCGACAUCAGCAGAUAAAUGCGCCUCCAUCAGGAGGCGUUGGGAUGGGUGCCUCGCUGCGGUUACAGGCAUUCCCGGGCAGCGCGAGACGGGGGGACAUGAAUAACAGAGGACAUACACCUGCCUUUGAGAGCUCGAUAUUAAGUGCAUUUCGCCCGCGCCCAAGGCAGCCGAGUAUUUUACAGCUUGUGGGGGACGAUUCUUUGGACCUAGGGUCGUCCGAGUUGGGCUCUGAUGAUUUACUCGGUAACUUUGAUCCGGAGGAUAUAUCUACACCACUGCCAGCAACGAGGAGGAAGACUUUGAACGAAGCCGAUGUCACUCCUACAACGAAGAAGAAGACACCAAAAUUCCCCCGUGUCACUGUUGAGAUUCCCGUAUGGCGCGGGGAUAUUCCUGAUGAUACGAUACCGGAUGAGCCAUCCAUCGCCGUUGACAAGACCCCAGAUGAGCCUUCUAUUGUAGUUGAUGAGGAUCCGGAUGAGCCAUCUAUUGCGGUUGACGAGAAUUCAGAAGAGCCUUCUAUUGCAGUUGAUGGGGAUCUAGAUGAACCACCUACUGCCGUCGAUCAAACUCCAGACGAAGCACCUGUUGUCGACGACGAAAUUCCAGAUGAACCGCCGGUCGUUGUCGAAACCCCAAAUAAACAGCCUAUUACCGCCGCCGAUGAAGUCGAGGAUGAUGAUGACGACUGUUCCUCUCUUACAUCCAUCGAUUCUCUUCCAGCAAUGAAUUUCACUAGCUCGCAAGGGCAGGAAUCCAGACGACAGACAAUGACGAUGGCACCCCCAGCAAGCAGCCUCGGGACUGUCACGCCUCCAGCUUCAACUCCCCAAAGCUCUGCAAACCAGCAAUCACAUCUCGCAGGCACUGGCACACAAUCCUCAAAAUACCCUCACCUAUCUACCACGUUACUACAAGACACCCUACUCCCCCAACGACGUAGCCGCCGUAAAGGCCUGGCCAAACAGAGAAGUAAACGCUCUCGUGCUGGAGCUAAGGAUUACGUUCUCUCUGCUCCAGGAUCAGAAGAUGAACUCAACUUCUCUGGAGAGCAGCGCGUCUUGGAAGACACAACGAACCAACGAAAGAACAAGAAACGUCCGCAUAACCAAACCGGGUCUAAGAUACUAGAAACAACGAAGAAUCCAAUACGGCCCAAGAGAGGACGCCCCAAGGCUGAUAUUACAGCAUCACAUCCAACCAAGGGUCUAGCAGCAAAGAAGACGUAUUCACGACUCAGCAACGCAGACGGAGAUGCGGACUGGGAUAAGGAGAACUUCCCUGAGGAGCCAGAGGUCCUGACCGGGAGAGAUAUAGCAGUUUCCAUCAUAAGUGACGAGCUGCUGCGACAGAAGAAGAAGUUUGCCGAGAUCGAUGAGUGGUCAAUUGACUUUGAAGAGGUCCCCGACGACGGGUUAUAUUAG